Messenger RNA from Saccostrea cuccullata (small rock oyster), 4428 nucleotides. RefSeq names its product serine/threonine-protein phosphatase 6 regulatory ankyrin repeat subunit B-like. The record is from RefSeq and is a predicted model, not a curated record. Gene Ontology annotation, molecular function: protein binding. Bases 1 to 4428 code for a protein of 1475 amino acids. The transcript has 2 exons. NCBI's taxonomy places the organism in Eukaryota, Metazoa, Mollusca, Bivalvia, Ostreida, Ostreidae.
AUGGCUUCUGCACCCGACCCUGGUGACCGUUCCAGAAUUGUGGAAGACAUUCUCGAGAAUUGGCGGGAAGACGACAUUGCCUUCAUCCCUACAAAGGCAAGUGAAGUGGUGAAUGAAAAGCUUAAAAGUCAAAAUUUUAUCACAGUGGUUGGAAAUUCUGGUUCCGGCAAAUCUGCAUUAAUUCAACAUGUUGCACUCUAUCUUAAAGACCAUGAGUGGAAUGUCAUACCAGUGAAUACGGUAAAAGAAAUUAAAAAGAUAUGUUCACCUGGAGUCUCAGAAAAUCGGACAUUAUUUGUAUUCAAUGAUCCUUUUGGUAAGGAAUCGUUUGAUGAAAUUGCAUAUCAUUCAUGGAAAACUUUUCAGAAAACGCUUGAGAUUUGCUUGAAUAAUUGUAAACUAUUGAUAUCAUGUAGAAGAUGCGUUUUUUAUGACAAGAGAAUCAUGGGUACCCUUUUGGACGAAUCCACUGCAGUAGAAAUUGACAACAAAGAAAAUGGACUGACGAUUGAAGAGAAAAGAGCGAUUUACUAUCAGUAUUCAAAAAAUCGGGAAAUAUCAGAAAACAUUGUAACGGAAAUAAUCAAAACAGAAGCUUACUUUCCAUUGCUUUGUAAGCUUUAUUCAAGGGAGACAAAUUUCAAAGAAAAAGGGGUAGAUUUCUUCAAAAAUCCAUACAGAUUUAUUAAACAGGAAAUAGAAAUUUGGAAGAAAACAGACAAGAAAAAAUUCUGCUCUCUUUUCUUGAUUUUCUCUUUUAAAAACAAUCUGAAAAUCGAUGAUAUUGAAAGAAAUGAAAUUUCAAUGAUGAAAUAUAAAGACAUUUUAGCAACGUGUGAGUUACAAGAAAACACAGAUAUUUCAGUUAUUCGUAGUACUCUACGUGAACUUACAGGAUCUUUUGUCAAACGUGUUGGAAAUGCUUUCCAAUUUCUUCACGACUUUAUAAUGGAGAUAGCGAUUCUGGUGUUUGGUGUUGAUUGUCCAAGAAAAUUAAUUCAGUACGCAGACAGUGGUUUUCUGAGACGUCGGAUGAGAAUGGAGGGCAAUAAAGAGGAGAAAGAUCGAGAUCCGUUAACUGUUUACUUGCCUGAAGAAUACAUUGGUGAUCUUGUGAAAAGGUUUAUUACUGACAUACAAACAGAACACUUUGUAGAUGUUCUUCUCAAUCCAUGCUUACGAAAUAAACGCGUGAUAAAAUCUUUUAAGGAAAAAGUGGAUUCAUUCGGGAAGCUUCUUGUCAAAAUUAAAUGUGAAUUGGACAGGUCGGAAUUUUCAAAAUCAUUUGAGGGCAGUGGUUCUUCAUUUUCAAGGCUUGAUUUCCUUGAAGCAGAAGAUAAAAUAUGUCCUUUGGUCGGGCUCAUCGUAUUUUGUCAUACAGAUAUUUCUUCAUAUUUCUUAAAUAGUAUCCCUGAAACAAAGUUGAAAGGAUUUCCUAUAUUCUCUGCUAUAUGUGCGAAUGGUGAUUUAAAACUGUUAAAUAUUCUUAGCGAGGAAUAUAAAAAAUCAGCAAUGAUGGAAAUCUGGGGCAAAUUUUCACCAGUUCACACUGCCUCUGCAUUUCAUAAUUUUUUAAUAAUUGGGGAAUUAGUACGACUUGGUGCUGACGUAAACAAGUUAACAACAUAUUUGUGGAACCCAUUAUCAUUAGCUGCUUGGAAUGACGAAGAACACUUGAAAGAAGCUGGAAUGAAUACAAAUAAGGGAGAAAGACGUAACGCAACUAUUGCUUCGUUAUUGAAGAAAGGCGCUGACAUCAAUCCAUGUAACAAGACUGGAGUCAGUCCUUUAUAUGUAGCUUGUCAAAGUGGACACUACAGCACAGUGCAGCUUUUGCUAAACAACAAUGCCGACAUUAAUUUCAAAAACAAGGAUGGGUUAAGUCCUCUUUCCGUAGCUUGUCAAUGUGGACAUAAUAGCACGGUACAACUGUUACUGAACAAGAGUGCUGCCAUCAAUUCAUGUAAUAAGGAAGGAUUAAGUCCUCUUUAUAUGGCUUGUCAAAAUGGCCAUGAUAGCACAGUACGACUAUUACUGAACAGCGGUGCUGAUGUCAGUUUAUAUGAUAGUGAUGGAAUCAGUCCUCUUUUCAUAGCUUGUCAAAAAGGACAUGCUAGCACGGUUCAAUUGUUACUUAACAACAGUGCCGAUAUCAAUUCAUGUAACGCUGAUGGAGUCAGCCCCCUCUGCGCAGCUUGUUAUAAUGGACAUGAUAGCGUGGUGCAGGUUUUACUGAGCCAUGGUGUCAACAUAAAUUUAAGCAGCAAAUACGGAGUCAGCCCCCUCUGUGCAGCUUGUUUUAAUGGACAAGAUAGCACGGUGCAGCUUUUACUGAACCACGGUGUCAACAUUAAUUUAUGCAACAACGAUGGAUUCAAUUCCCUCUUUGCAGCUUGUGAAUACGGACAAACUAGCACUGUGCGUCUUUUAUUGAACCACGGUGUUGAUAUCAAUUCAUAUAAUAAGAAUGGAGUCCGUCCUCUUCAUAUAGCUUGUCGAAAUGGAAAUAAUAGCACAGCACAGCUUUUACUGAGCCAUGGUGCCGACAUCAAUUUAUGUAGCAAUAAUGGAUUCAGCCCUCUUCAUAUCGCUUGUCAAAAUGGUCAUAGUAGCACGGUACAGCUGUUACUGGAAAACGGUGCAGACAUUAAUUCGUCUUCUAAUGAUGGAUUCAGUCCCCUUUUUAUAGCUUGUCAAAAUGGUCAUGAUAGUACGGCACAAUUGUUACUGGACAACGGUGCCGACAUCAAUUUAUGUGAUAAUGAUGGGGUUAGCCCCCUCUGUAUAGCUUGUCAUAAUGGACAUGAUAGCACGGUAAAUCUUCUACUGAAGAACGGUGCCGACAUCGGUCUUUGCCAUAAAAGUGGAUCUACUCCACUGUGGCUAGCUUGUCAAAACGGAUAUGAGAGCACGGUACAACUGCUACUGAAUGAAGGUGCAGACAUCAAUUCAUGUAAUAAUGAUGGAGUCGGUCCUCUUAAUAUUGCUUGUGAGAAAGGAUAUAAUAGCAUGGUACAACUGUUACUUAACAACGGUGCCAACAUCGAUUUUUGUAAUAAGAAUGGAGACAGUUCCCUUCUUACAGCUUGUUACAAUGGACACGAAAGCACGGUACAAAUCUUACUUAACAACGGUGCCGAUACCAACUUAGGAAACAACGACGGACUCGCUCCUCUUUACAUUGCAUGUCAAAAUGGACAUGAUAGCAUGGUGCAGCGUUUACUUAACAACGGUGUCAACAUCAAUUUUUGUAAUAAGAAUGGAGACAGUUCCCUUCUAACAGCUUGUUACAAUGGACAUACAAGCACAGUACAAAUCCUACUAAACAACGGUGCCGAUACCAAUUUAGGUAACAACAAUGGGCUCACUCCUCUUUACAUUGCAUGUCAAAAUGGACAUAAUAGCAUGGUGCAGCUUUUACUGAACAACGGUGCUAACGUCAAUUUAUGUGAAAAACAUGGAGCAAGUCCUCUUGAUAUAGCUUCUCAAAAUGGACAUAAUAGCACGUUACAACUGUUAGUGAACAAUGGUGCUGACAUCAACUCAUGUGAUAAUGAUGGAUUCAGUCCUCUUUUUAAAGCUUGUCAAAAAGGACAUAAUAGCACGGUACAACUUUUAUUGAAAAAUGGUGCCGACAUAAAUCUAAGUGACAAUGAUGGAAACACAGCCAUCUUUAUUCCUUGUCAAAGUGGACAUGAUAGCAAUGUACAAUUGUUAUUGAGCAAUGGUGCCGACAUCAAUUCAUGUAACAACGAUGGAGUCAGUCCCCUCUGCAUAGCUUGUGACAAUGGACAUGAUAGCACGGUACAAUUGUUGCUGAAUAAUGGUGCUGACAUAAAUUCAUGUGAUAAUCAUGGAUUUAGUCCUCUUUAUAUAGCUUGUCAGAAUGGACAUAAUACAAUUGUACAACUGUUAUUGAACAACGGUGCUGACAUCAAUUUUCGUAAUAACAAGGGAUUAAGUCCACUUUAUAUAGCUUGUAAAAAUAUGCACUAUAGCACGGUACAACUGUUAAUAAACAAUGGCGCCGACAUCAACUCCUAUAAAAACAAUGAAGUCGGACUUCUUUUUGCAGCUUGUCAUGAUGGACAUGAUAGGAUGGUGCAAUUUUUACUGAAUAAUGCUUGUCAAAAAGGACAUGACAGCACGGUACAACUGUUACUAACCAAUGGCGCCGACAUCAAUUUAUGCAACAAAGAUGGCGAAAGCCCUCUGUAUACAGCUUGCAAAAAAGGACAUGAUAGCACGGUACAACAGUUACUGAACAACGGCGCCGACAUCAAUUUGUGUAACAAGAAUGGAACAAGUCCUCUUUAUAUAGCUUGUCAAAAUGGACAUGAAAGCACGGUACAUCUUUUACUUGACAAUGGUGCCGAAAUCAAUUUAGCUGACAUCGAAGGGGACAGUCCCCUCCAUACGGGUUCUUAA